AUGCGCUCUCUCCCGACAGAUGGGGGUGGGGACGGGGGGGAGCCGCACUCGGGAGCAGCAUCACCCCAACUCCGGCGCGCCGCACACUACCCUAGCCAGGCUGCAAAGGGGCGGGAGGCACCUUCACACCCCGAGAUCUCGGAGUCUUUCCCCAAAACACAACCGCCCCGAUUUCAGAUAGCCCCGCGGCCUGGGACUGCGGCGCCUCCCCCCACCCCCCAGCCGCCCGCCUUCGAUCGCCGCCCGGGGAGCGCGGCAACAGCCCAAGGAGCCCAGGCGCAGCGGGCGGGCCAGCCGGGACAGCGAGCGCCGCAGAUCGAUCGCAGACCCCGAGUCGGAGGCGCAAAGCAAACAGGUCUCCGCGGCGCGGCGCCGAGGCACAGAGGCACGAUUGUUCGCCCGGCGGCUCUUACCUCGGUUGGCGAGCGCGCCCCGGGGCGGGCCGUGUGGCGUGGGAGGCCGUGCGGGGAGCGGCGCGGGGGGCAGCGGCAAGCUCGGCCGCCCGGUCCGCGCGGGUCGCCCGCCCGCCGCCCGGUCCGCGGCUCGGCGCGUCCCUCUGCUUGGCCGCCGCCGCCUCCUGGUCCAGCCGAGCAGCCAGCGCUGGGCGGCUCCUGGGGUCAGGUCAACAUUUUCCCGCAGCUGCCCGCACGCCGCUCCGCGCCGCGGGGAAGGAGGGAGGAGGGGGGGUGCUCAGAGGCGCGCGCGCGCGCGCACCCCCAGACCGGCCGCUCGCCCCCUCCGACCCACCCGCGGCAGGACCAGACUGCAAUCUACAAAAAUACUCAAGGAUCGAAGCGCGGAGAGGCGCAGGAUAGGGGGGGGAGCCCGGACGAGGGGCGCAGACUUGGGAGUCCCCUGGAAGCGGCGGGCGCGGGAGGGGGGCGAGCAGGCGCGGGGCCAACUCAGUUUGUGCGGGAAACCCCGCAGCCCGCCGAGGGCGCCGGCCGGCCAGGCAUCCCGGGAUGCGCGCCCACCCUGCGGCCUCACAUUUCGGGGCUCCCGGCCCAGGCGGAGCGGCCGCCGCUGCCCCACGCCGGGCAGGCGGGUGGGCGGCGAGGACUCGGGGGGCUUAGGGCAGCGGGGAGGUGCACGGAAGAGCCACGCCGCGCACGGCAGCGGAGGGGAGCUGCCCGCCCAACAAUCCCAAGGAAUUCUCCGAGUGUCUUUGGCAGCUGUGUGGUCCACAAGGAACCAGAGGAGAAGAAAAGCCCAGCCAAGGUAGACGGUGUGUGCAUGCACCUGUUCUGCUACACGUGGCCACCUGCGCCCAUGUGGAAACCACUCUGGUAUUCUUGGCUACGUACAUCAAAGAAGGGCAGGUGUGCCUGUGAUAUCUCCCCACCCAUCUACAUCAAGCUGCAAUGUUGCGUAGAUACGGGGAGUCACAACAUCUUUGGAUGAUGCUUGAUAUCUUCUAGAUUUGGAAUAGUGUUCUCGUUCUCCUGGGUCAACAAAGUUUCCCUUGAAAGGAUUUUCUUAAAAGUAUUUGGUGGAAGUGGG
Sorex araneus (European shrew) is the source of this 1500-nucleotide messenger RNA. RefSeq names its product translation initiation factor IF-2-like. The transcript is spliced from 4 exons. The coding region runs from base 1 to 1401 and encodes 466 amino acids. NCBI's taxonomy places the organism in Eukaryota, Metazoa, Chordata, Mammalia, Eulipotyphla, Soricidae. The record is from RefSeq and is a predicted model, not a curated record.